This is a messenger RNA of Pocillopora meandrina, 897 nucleotides long. NCBI's taxonomy places the organism in Eukaryota, Metazoa, Cnidaria, Anthozoa, Scleractinia, Pocilloporidae. The record is from the annotation of a GenBank genome assembly.
AUGGCCGAAUCCGAGAUUGAAUUACUUAUUAGAAGAGAAAUCGAAGGUGUAGGAAGACUUGCAGGUUACAGAAAUAUCUGGCAUGCCUUGCGUUUAAGACACCAUGUGCAUGUCCCUUGUUCGUUGGUUGCCCGUUUGAUGAAAAAAAUCGAUCCAGAUGGCGUGCAAGACAGAAGAGCCAGACAUUUGACGAGACGAAACUAUCUAUCUCAGGACCAAAUUUUUGCUGGCAUGUAGACGGUAAGCAGUCUACCAGCAAGUGAUGAAUUUUAUAUCAGGAAUAAUAGGAAGAACUACGUAUUAUAGCUAAUGAGUUUUCUAGUUAUUUCAUUUUAUUAAGGUUAUUGGUAGAAUAGAAAGCUUUCGAUUCCUUAAAAACGUAGUAAUAUAAAUUUAAUAGAUUUUGUAUUGCAGCUUAAAAAAAAAUCAAUGUGAUUUGCUUUGUCCUAUAUGUUAAAAAAAGUAUUUUACUCUUACCCUAAGCCACCCUGGUUUUUUCAAAAAAAACCAUUGAUUCAUUCUACCCAUUCAUAUUUAGGAUAUGACAAGCUCAAGCCGUAUGGAUUUCCCAUUCAUGGUUGUAUUUGUGGGUAUAGCUGGAGAAUUCUUUGGCUUGAAGUGGUGAAAUCUAAUAAUGAUCUAAGGGUUCCCGCAAAGCUUUAUUUAGACACAGUUCAAAGUUUGAAAGGUUGUCCAAGGAUUGUAAGAUCAGAUUGUGGAACAGAAAAUGUGACCUUGGCAGCCAUACAGUGUAGUCUUAGAGCAACACAUCAAGAUGAAUAUGCUGCAGAAAAGGCCCACAGGUAUGGCUCGUCUCCAGCAAACCAACGGAUUGAAGGUUGGUGGUCUUUCCUGAAACGCAGCAACUCUAGCAAGUCAUUCUUUUCACCAACAUAA